AUGGCACGGGUCUCUACCACCACUGCUGGCGGGGUCGGUGUCGCCAGAACGGCGCUGCUGUUCCUGCUGCUGCUGCUGACACGAUUGCCACAAGGCUCGCGCGCUCAGCCCGGAGGGGGCGGCAGCGGCGAUGGCGGCGGGGGGGGUGACGGGCCUGGCGGAGACGAAGUUCCUGGGGAGGAUGAGGGUUCUGAUGCAUCCGUGGAGUGUGCUUACAACGGGAGCGACGCCCACUACGACGAGUUCCUAGCUGGCGAAGGUUUGACGAUGGUGCGAUGGACUGGCACUAACACGGGAUGCCCGAAUCACGUCAACUGGCCCAUCAACCCCAACCCCGGACUGGUUAUAGCCAUCAACGAAUCGAUCCCGGCCUACCCCAUGCUUCUCGAGGACGGGGGGACGACGGACCUGAGCUCUGCCGCCGGGACGAUCGGGCUAAUGCGCAACGGGGUUUCUAUGUACAGCGCGUGGGCGCUUGACGCCGUCGAAGAGUACGAGGACACGGCCUUCUACCUGGAAGCCGACACGUUGGACCCCUGCGGGGGGCACGCGACUCCCACAGGGUCCUACCACUACCACAGCACGGCGGGGUGCCUGCAAGAACAGGCGGGGGCGGUCGCGGGGGAGCACUCUCCGCUGCUGGGCUGGUCAUACGACGGUUUUCCCAUCUACGGGCAGCUGGGGCCUGGCGGAGUCGAGAUGAAGAUGUGUGGGGCAGAUGGGGCGGACUCCACGGUUUGCCUCGACUUGUGCUCCGGGUACGAGGCCAGUAUCGACGAGGACACCUUCACGUACCGCUACUACACGUCAUGUGGCUUCGACGAGUCGUUCUUCCCCUUCACCCUCAACUGCUACCGCGGCUGCUGCCCGACGGGCGUCACCUGCAGCGACAGGAUCGAGGCCUGCGGGGACGGCGCGCUGAUCGGCUACACGGGCGACCACGUGCCCGUGGCGAGCGAGUCGCUGCACGAGCCGUACGAUGCCCUCCUGAUCUCAGGGGACGACGAAGACAUCAUCGGCACUGACUUAACGGUCAACUGCACCCUGUACCUGGGCGCUGGAUCGGUUCAGGUGGCCAGCGGUGUCGCCAGCGACGACACGGCUGCGCCUCCUACUCCUGCCCCCAUCGCCAGCGGCGGCGGCGGCGGCGGUGGCGGCGGUGGGUCCGUCGGUGACGCACCCACGCCGCCUCCCCAGGACGCCGCCGGAGAGGACCCCACCCCACCGGACAACGGAGGUUAUGGAUCGGUGGCCGGGUCUACACCAUCUCCCGAAGCUGCUGCCACCCCUUCGCCCAGCGACGACGGUGGGUCCGUGGACGGUUCAUCUUUCACGCCAUCUCCCGAGGCCGCUGCCGUGGCCGCACCGGAGGUCACCGCCCCGACAAGCCUAGCCGACGUUGACGCUAGUGGGGCCCCCGGCGGCGUUUUCAGCCCCACCUCCGUCACAGCCGUCGUGGCCGUGCUUGCCGCCGCGGGGGUCUUCUUUGCUGCCUGA
Messenger RNA from Ectocarpus siliculosus, 1497 nucleotides. NCBI's taxonomy places the organism in Eukaryota, Phaeophyceae, Ectocarpales, Ectocarpaceae. The record is from the annotation of a GenBank genome assembly.